UUGAGGUUGGACUACAGCGAGAUAACACGCGUAAAAGUGGAUGAAAAGAGCCGAGUGGAAUGGAGAAACUGAACCAAGGCGCAGGGACUGGCUCCAUCUGAAUCAUAACCAAAGGGAGGGGGAAAAUACCUGAAUGGGACCAGGGGGGAUGAAGAGUGUAAUUAACAGUUUUGAUAAAGAGCUGUGGUUAUAUUCCAAAAUGGCACGGAUUUGCGCCCACGCAAAUGCGCACUUUGCUAAGAUGACAUAGCACUUAAGAAAAUGGGAUUCCUCCAGGAACAUAAUUCACUCACGACCUGAAUGAAAAUAGAAAAAGGGAUUCUAUUGAAAUCGGAGUCUGGUUUGGCUUGAUAUAUAUAUUUUUUUGUAUUCUUUUACUUGACAAGCUGCGGCUCUGAGUGAACUCAGACUGAAAUAUGAAUCUGGGCAAAGCACUUCUGUUUUUCCUCCUGUCAAACUGUGUGACAAUGACUUUCUCGCUGUCCACUUGCACCACCGUGGACAUCGACCACAUAAAGAAAAAGAGAGUGGAGGCGGUCCGGGGACAGAUUCUCAGCAAACUCCGGAUGACGAGUCCGCCUCAGACGACAGGUCCGAGCCAGGUGCCGCUUCAGGUUCUGGCCCUGUAUAACAGCACCAGGGAGCUCAUAGAGGAGCUGGGAAGGGACCGGCAGCAGAGUUGCGGCCAGGAUAACACAGAGACUGAGUACUACGCCAAAGAGAUUUACAAGUUCAACAUGAUCAGUGGUCCACCAGAAAACAAUGACCUCUCCUACUGCAAUAAUCGUAUCACCUCCAAGGUUUUCCGCUUCAACGUGUCGAUCAUGGAGAAGAAUGCCACCAAUCUGUUCCGGGCUGAGUUUCGCGCCCUGCGGAUCCACAAUCCCAAUGCCAAGAAAAACGAGCAGAGGAUUGAGCUCUACCAGAUCCUCCAGAAAGACGACCCAAAAGUCAAACACCGCUUCAUCGGGGGCAAGAACGUCCUGACCAAGGGGACCCCUGAGUGGAUCUCCUUCGAUGUGACCGAGACUGUGAGGGAAUGGCUGAUGUACGGAAAGACUAAUCUUGGGCUGGAGAUCAGUGUGCACUGUCCCUGCCACACUUUCAGGAAAAACGGUGAAAUCGUUGAUAACAUAAACGAAUUGCUGGAAGUCAAAUUUGAAGGCAUGGAAGGAGACUACAACGAUCAGAAGAAGCAGGAGGAGCAGAAGGAGCAGAAGGAGCAGCCGUACCCUCACCUCAUCCUCAUGAUGAUUCCUCCCCACAGGCUGGACGUUCACUCCUCCUCCCGCAGGCGCAAGCGGGCACUCGACACCAAUUACUGCUUCAACAAUUACGAGGAGAACUGCUGUGUGCGAUCACUAUAUAUUAAUUUCCGUCAGGAUUUGGGCUGGCGGUGGAUCCACCAACCCGAGGGCUACUUUGCAAACUACUGCUCCGGUCCCUGUCCCUACCUUCGUAGUGCAGACACCACCCACAGUUCGCUGCUGAGCCUCUACAACACCCUGAACCCAGAAGCCUCCGCCUCACCCUGCUGCGUUCCUCAGGACCUGGAGCCCCUCACCAUCCUCUACUACGUGGGACGCUCCCCGAAAGUCGAGCAGCUCUCCAACAUGGUCGUCAAGUCCUGCAAGUGCAGCUAAGCUUCAGGGACCCCGCAGAGAGGAGACGCCUCGGAGGAAUUUAAAUUGGGCAGGAUGCAAUUUGUCCUCCAACGAUCCCCCAACCCAACCCCAACCUCGCCUCCGCUUCAGCCCUGCCCAAGAGGAAAAAGCAAUCCGCCGAUCUCCAUUUACCAGAAGUCAUCAGAGACCACUCCCACCGUGACUGACAUCAGUAUUACUCGUGUUCUGUCCUGUUAACUAUUAGAGCAUUUUUGAAAAGCCUGUACCUCACAUGACUUUUGUUUUCACUGAACGAGGAACAAGAACGACCUUCUCGUUAGAAAUCUCAAGGACAAUAAACGUGUGCAACCAAGACGAGACUGAGAACGCGAACUGGACUCAGCAUGCGCCGAAAAGCGGUAGGACGAGAUGGUGAUGUGCUUGCAGGGAGGACACUUUGGGACAUGACGUGAAAUCUAACCUGGAAGCUGCACUGUGCACGCCACAGCUCCCCACACUGUCUGUUGAGGAGUUCAUGCUGAUUAGUAAAAACAAUAAUUGAGAUGAAAAAAAGAGAAAACAAAA
Messenger RNA from Poecilia reticulata (guppy), 2189 nucleotides. RefSeq names its product transforming growth factor, beta 3 (gene tgfb3). Gene Ontology annotation, biological process: regulation of cell population proliferation; transforming growth factor beta receptor signaling pathway. Gene Ontology annotation, molecular function: growth factor activity; cytokine activity; transforming growth factor beta receptor binding. The record is from RefSeq and is a predicted model, not a curated record. Gene Ontology annotation, cellular component: extracellular region. Lineage: Eukaryota; Metazoa; Chordata; Actinopteri; Cyprinodontiformes; Poeciliidae.